Messenger RNA from Moneuplotes crassus, 857 nucleotides. The record is from the annotation of a GenBank genome assembly. Lineage: Eukaryota; Ciliophora; Spirotrichea; Euplotida; Euplotidae.
CAUAAAUAUGUUCGCGAAGGGUUCACUACUAAGGGUCAUGAGGCCUGUUGGAUUGCCUUUAUACAGGCUAAGGAGAUUGCCUUAUCAGUACUCCAGAUCUUUCUUCUGAUCUAAAACCUCUGAGUUUUAUGAAUUUGACAAAUUUGAUAUAAUUCCUAAGUACCAAUACACUGAAAAGGACAUAGCUCCUGAAGGAGAAGAGGACAUACUUCAGGACCUCCAGCGUCAGAAAUUACCUCUGUACCAAUGAAUUGUAGUAGAAAUUGUCAAUUAUUUGAAAAAGGAUGAGUUCUUUUCAGAAUUUGCUCCAUUUGUGAAUGAUAAUGACAUUUUCAUUAAACUUCUCUGCUUGCAUAUCUCAAUGGUGACCAACUCGCUUAUUUAUGGAAGUUUAGACCCAGAGAGUGAUAUUAAAGGUCUGGCAAAGCUGAAGCUACAUUAUGAGUUAAGAAAAGGGACUUUCAUAAUGAACUCCUGCCGAUAUCCACAACCAUUCAUGAGUUAUCUCUAUGACCAGUUCCACAGCCAUCUACCUGAGGAGUUGUUCUACGACGAUUUUGUUGAUUUCAUGAAGAGUAGGUACAAGCCUAUCAACACCUUCGUUCAAGCUUGAACACAGAAGAAGUUUCCUGAUGAGAAGAUUUCGAGAGGGCUGUGAAAAAUUAUUGAUUCUGAGUUGUUCCAAGAAGACCAUCCCUUGAUUGGGAAGUUGACUCUCUACACUCAGGCUCAUUUCCAGUACCUCCAGAGUCUGUCCAUUAAUGACAUCAUCUUCCACAAGAUCUACUGGGGAUUAAAGAAGGUUUAUAAACUCGAUAUUUCCAGUGGUGAAGAAGAGGGCUAAAUUUCAAUCUUAA